AUGCGGCGUCUGACUAUCAGCGGCUUGUUGGCCUUGGCAGCGCUACCUCAGCUGGGCCUUUCAUCCGCCCUUGAGCGCCGCCAAACAUCAUCCAACACGGCUACAGUCGACCUCUCCAAGGGCCGUGGAUCGCCGAAGCACUUGGCUUCUGGAUUUAUCUACGGCAUUCCUGACUCCGGGUUUGGCCAAUCCCCAAGUCAGAUCCCUGAUCACUUUUACACCGACAUGGGCUUCAACUAUGCCCGUGCCGGAGGCGCACAGAUGAGCGAGGGCGGCUGGGUCCAGGGCCUUCAAGCCUAUACCGCACGAUUCAAUUCGACCAAGCAGAACUAUCUGACCUCUCGCAAGUUUGGUGCCAGGUUCCAGCUCUUACCCCAUGAUAUCUGGGGCACUGACCAUGCAACCUCAACCACGGCCUGGCCUGGCGAUAAUGGCGAUUGGACAGAUUAUGACAAGUUCUUGAACCAACUGCUUGGUGACUUGCAAUCUAACAACAUGCUGGAUGGCUUGGAUAUUGACAUCUGGAACGAUUGGUGGGUGGCAUUUGUGAAAUACGUCAUCGCGAACAAGGUAGUUCCCGACCAGUGGACGUGGCAUGAUGAGCCCGGCGAUGUGGCCAAUGACCAUGGUAACUGGCAAGCACUUCGUCAGCAGUACAAUGCACCCGACAACCAAGUCAACAUCAACGAAUACGCCACCUUCUCGCAGCAGGUUGCGACAGGUGCAGCCUGGUGGAUUUCACGUCUGGAGCGAUACAACUACAUCGGGCUUCGCGGAAACUGGCUUAGCGGAUGCCACUUGCACGACUUCAUGGCGUCUCUGCUAGGCAAGUCCGACGACAACAGCUGCACUGCUGGAGGGUACGUCCCCAACGGCGAGUACCAAGUCUACAAGUACUACAACCUCAACAUGACCGGCACUCGAGCCACUACGACUGGCAGUGGGGACGGGAAGCUAGACGUGUAUGCAACUAUCGGAAAAGACAAGGUUCGCGUUUUAACCGGUGUAAACAUCAUCACUGGCACCUGGUAUAUCACCAUCAACAAUCUCAGCUCCGUGGGUCUCCCAACUUCAGGUAGUCUUGCUAUCCAUACUUAUGGAUUUGUUGAUAAUGGCCACUAUGGAGGAGUCUCAGCCCCCACUGAUCGAGGAGUGUAUUCGCAUACCUACUCUGGAAACUCCGUGACGUUUGCUGUUUACCAGACAGAUGCAGAUAAGAACACUGCUUGGGCUUUUGAGUUUGCAGUUGGUAAUUGA
Fusarium musae is the source of this 1257-nucleotide messenger RNA. RefSeq lists its product as uncharacterized. NCBI's taxonomy places the organism in Eukaryota, Fungi, Ascomycota, Sordariomycetes, Hypocreales, Nectriaceae. The record is from RefSeq and is a predicted model, not a curated record. The transcript has 2 exons. Bases 1 to 1257 code for a protein of 418 amino acids.